AGAAAACACAAAGAAGAAGAGGGAGCAUAGUGAGAACUGAGAAGUGAGAUUUGUCAGAGCUUGUAAGAAUUGUUACAAAUCUGGGGAUAAGCCUUGACAUAAAUUAAAGAAUUUAUUUUCUUUCCUUGGAUUUUAAAUAUUAGGAAUUAUUAAAUGGUUUCAAAAUCAUUCUUUUUUGAAAUGUCUGAGUUUGGUAAAACACUUGAUUUUUGCUCAGGAUAAUAUGCUGUUUUUUUUAUAUCAGCUCAUUAGUUGAAAAUUUAUCAGCGCAAAAUGGCAUCUCCUAAAAGAUCUUGGAAGCUUCAGGAGUUUGUGGCGCAUGGCGCAAACGUGAAAUGUCUUUCGCUGGGGCACAAAUCAGGAAGAGUGCUCGUCACAGGUGGAGAUGACAAGAAGGUCAACUUGUGGGCAGUCGGCAAGCCCAACUGCAUCAUGAGCCUUACUGGUCAUACGAUGCCAGUGGAGUGUGUGAGGUUCAACCCGACAGAAGAGCUUGUGGUGGCCGGUUCUGGGGCAGGUGCCAUGAAAAUAUGGGACCUUGAAGCUGCUAAACUGGUCAGGACUCUCACUGGGCACAAAGCUGGCCUCAAAUCGCUCGAUUUUCAUCCGUAUGGCGAUUUCCUUACAUCUGGAUCUCUUGAUACAUCAGUCAAGUUAUGGGACAUCAGAUGUAAAGGAUGCAUUUUCACGUACAAAGGACACAAGCAAGCCGUGAACAGUGUGAAAUUCAGUCCCGAUGGCCAGUGGAUAGCCUCAGGCGGAGAUGAAGGCGCCGUCAAGCUGUGGGAUUUGCGUGUUGGUCGCGUACUGGCAGAAUUCAGCGAUCACUGCGGCUCUGUUACGGGAGUGGAGUUCCAUCCUCAUGAGUUCCUGCUUGCCUCAUCAAGUGCUGAUCGCACUGUCAACUUCUGGGACCUUGAGAAUUUCUCUCUUGUAUCGACCACUGAAAGAGAUAACACCUUCGUUAGAUGCCUCGCGUUCAGCCCCGAAGGAGAAUGUCUGUUUGGUGGAAGCAACGACACACUCAAAGUGUUUGUAUGGGAGCCGGCAAGAGUUUUGGACUCGGUCAAUGUUGGCUGGUCGAAAGUACAUGACAUCGCCUGUGCUCAGAGUCAGCUGAUUGGCGCCACCUUCCACAUGAUGAAUGUGAUGCUGUGGGUUGUUGAUCUGAAGAAAGUGAACCUGAGUGUGGCGUUGGCCGACACGCCGGUGCAGUCGACAUCCAGCUCAGGGCCAGGGCAAGCUACCACCGCCACCCCGUUCGCCCAUGGCCAAAGCGUCAGGAAAAGCUUCAGCAAACAAAAACCUUCGCCUGAUGCAAAAACUAAAAUAUCUGUGAAAACAAUUGAUGAGGUGGAGCGGUCAGAAACCGACCCAGAAGACGAUACACAACCAAUAAUCCCCGAUGUCAACGAUUACAGAGCAGUAUUUCAUCCCAAUAGAUCACUUAAUCGAAGCCCUCCUCCAAGCAACCCUUUUGUUCCACCACUUAGUGAUGAUGAUGUUCCUAAGAUAGCGAUAGUAAAUCCGGUGAUUGAUUCGCCGCCGAAAUCGUUUUCGCCGGAGAAGCAUAUGACCUCCUUGGAGUUGAACGAGCGUCGGUCACCCCCCACCCCUUCCCCGCCUUCCUCGCUGCCCCUGCCACAACCCCCCCAGAGGCCGCAGCGUCGACUCAGCACCUCCACCCCCAUCCCCAUCCACAGAGAUGAGAUGCUCUCCUCUCCUGAAACUGAAUACCCUGUCAAACUGACCAGUGCUCACCAAAGUCCCAGUGAACCAUCACUUAGCCGCGUCACUCCUAGUCAUUCAAGGAAUAACAGUUCCUCCAAUCGAUCAAAUUUUCAACCUUUCGGAAGGCAUUCAAUGCUUCCUCAACCAAAAGCUGACCAGAAUCAUAGCAAUCAAAAUAACAGAUCAUCACUCGUUCAAAAACUGAAUAUAUCGGUCCAGAGAGAGAGAAAUUCUCCAAAUAAUAUCAACAAUUCAACAAAUUCAGUGAAAGAAGAUAAAGAUGAUGAUUUUAUUCCGAUGACUGCUGAUCGACCCACGGGUCUUGAUUUGGAUGAUUUCUUACCUAAGAGUUAUCAGAGGUCCUUAUGUUAUCAACAAAGUUUUAACGAAAUGUCUGAAGCAGAAGUGAUCUCCUCGAUCAUGCGAGACCACGAAUCGAUGAUCGCCGUGCUCAAAAGUAGAGAAAGGAGUUUACAAAUCGUUUAUUCCAUGUGGCAUAGUAAAGAUAUCAAGACUGCUGUUGAUUCAGCCAUUGCCAUGAAUGAUCAGGCUGUGAUAGUAGAUCUUCUGGGUGUCAUCACUCAAAGACCUAAUAUAUGGAACUUGGAUGUGUGCGGUGCUCUCUUGCCAGCCAUCUACAACCUGCUGCAGAGCAAGUUCGAAAUGCAUAUUACAGUUGGUUGUGAUGCUCUUAGAUUGAUUCUAAGAAACUUCUCAUCAGUGAUCAAAUCAAACAUGAUGUCGGCUUCUUCGCCAGUAGGUGUUGAUAUAUCCAAAGAAGAAAGGUAUAAAAAGUGUGUUAGAUGCUACAACAGUUUGGUGUCGAUCCGCGCAUUCCUUCUGAAGCGACAAACUGUGCCAGGCAAGCUAGGCCAUACGUUCAGGGAGCUUCAUAUUCUUCUUCAAAAUCUCGAAACUAACUAAUCUUUGUGAGAAGCUCAAAUUGAUCCCCAGAUAACAUACAACUUUGGAUACCACUCAAUUCUAGUAGACCACUUUUCUUAAUAAUGAAGUAAAUAUCUAAAAAAAACAAUAACAAAGCACUAUAGCUUUAAUAAAAAGAUAGUUUUAUGAUGUAAUUAUUUAUGUCAAUACUUAAAAUUACUGAUAAUUCUAGUUUAAUAUUACAAUUACUAUUAUAAAUUAAAAAUUUAACAACCACCAAAUUUAUGAACUUCUAAGAUAUGUUUGUAGUUAGCUGGUGAUAGAAUUCAAAUUGAAGAUAUUAUAAGAGAUAUUUAGGUAUUCUUUAUUCUUAGUAAGUGUAUUUACCCGACUAUUAAACUUUCUUUCGUAUCAGAUUUCUUUAUAAUCCGUGAAAUUAAACAACAAGGUAUUUAUGAAACAUGAUAACUAAACUACUAUUAUUUAUGAAAACAGGAGACUUGUUUUCUAAAAUAUCCAUGUCAUUCAGGCGUAACACGUACCCCACAUCUAUUCGCACUGCGUCCUCCUUAAGGUGCAUACAGAUAUACGCGCCGCGAACAUGAGCAAUUCACUUUUAAUCAGCUGACUAUAUCUGUAUUUUUACAGAAACGGUAAGAUACAGAUAAUUAUAAAAAGCUUGGCAUCAGCUGAUUGAAAGUGAAUUGCUCAUGUUCGCGGCGCGUAAAUCUGUACGCACCUUUAUGUAUAUGAUUUUCUAUUAUCAGGAAAAAAGUAUUUUUAAAUUUCUCAUUGUAAAUUGUCGUUAACCUUUUUUUCAGAGACGAUUGAUCUAUGACAUUAUUCCACUUGCAAGUGUCGAAAUAAAUCGAUGAUUGGAUGUGAAUAUUAUAACUUAUCCUCAAAAUUAGUUCAACUCUAUCAAACAAAUGAGAAUUUUUCUGCAACUAUAAACAUGUUUUACCCAGUAAAAUCAUUCAGCAUAAUUUUUUUCACAUAACAGUGCUUCCUGUUUUUUAUGAUGAAUUUGAAUUAUUUCCUUCAAUCUUGAUAUGCAAGAUUUGUUUUUGCAUUUCGAGUGAAACUUGAGUAUUCCUUUUCCCAAAGUAGUACCGUACUAUGUUUUCAUUUCAAAAAUUGUAUUCUAUUUUUCUUAAUGUACGGAAAUGUAAUCUGAUGUCAAUUUAAUGGUAAAUGGUAACUAUAAAACUCUAAAUAAUUUGUAUUAAUUCACGUGAAUCACUAAAAAAUGUUCAUCUUGAAUCCCUUCAUCUUGAAAUAUCAUAAUAAUUGCUAUAGAGAUCAGUUUGACUUGAAAUUUUUUUAAAUCAUUAAAUUCUAUAUUCCAGAAACGAAUUUUAGAAAUGGAAAUUCAGAAAACUUCUUAUUAUCCAAACUUCUGUUCAACAUUCUUUUCUAGUCAAGUUGGACAUUUUUAGCAAUGAGUUGUUCUAAUUUUUCCCGUCUUUUUCAUUUGUGGAUGUCUCGAUGGAACUGGUUAACAGUCAGACUUCCAAUAAAUUAUUGAAUGUCAUACAUUGAGAAAUUCAUGUAAUUGAGAGUCUGGAAGAUUGAUUAUUUUUUCAAAAAUUUAGCUCUAAAAUGCACUCUAAAUGAGGACAGUAUCAUUGAUGAAAUGCCAUCUCAUUAGGAGUAUGAGAGCGUGCAGGGAGCUAGGGCAGUCCAAUCAGUACUACUAAAAAAGAAGAGAUAGAGGAGUUCAAAUCUCUAGGAUAAUUGAAAAGAAUGAAUUCUGCUAGAAAUAAAAAUUAUUCUGGAUAUAUCCUUCUUUUUGAUUCCAAAUACUGAUAUUUUUUGUUAUAAUAACGUGUGCAAACUUUUU
Messenger RNA from Nilaparvata lugens (brown planthopper), 4459 nucleotides. It is a transcript of the gene kat80, whose product is annotated as katanin p80 WD40 repeat-containing subunit B1. Gene Ontology annotation, biological process: microtubule depolymerization; microtubule severing. NCBI's taxonomy places the organism in Eukaryota, Metazoa, Arthropoda, Insecta, Hemiptera, Delphacidae. Gene Ontology annotation, molecular function: microtubule binding. The record is from RefSeq and is a predicted model, not a curated record. Bases 274 to 2655 code for a protein of 793 amino acids. The transcript is spliced from 18 exons. Gene Ontology annotation, cellular component: katanin complex.